CUCAAAAGUUAAAGUUCACGUUAAAUCAGGUUCGUCAAAGUAUCAACGUGAUUUGUCUUCAAAAGAUUCUCUUCAUGAUAAUUACCUAAUUAUCCUCCAUUCAUUGACUUUCAAAGGAUUAAUUUUAAGGGGUUCCGAGGACAUCCAGGUUGUUGGAGACGCGUCGGUAUCCUUAACGCGUCAAAUAAAAUUACUACUAUCACGACUACCUUCAGUCAAAGUCAUCUAAUAUAUGGAUCGUAUUAGAUGAUGGGUCUAUCACAGUCGCAUCCUUGGUAGGCUCAAGGACGAGUAUCAAAGCGGCAGGGGCGGUACGAGCACAUCGACUUAGAUUUUAACGGUGUGCGCCCCAGCGGCAGCCACGGUGGCGCAAUGACGAGAGAUCAUAUUGACUUGACCGCCGUCGUGUCUGACUCUGAAGAAUCAAAUGCCUUGGAUGAUUCUUCUAGAAGAAGCACGCAGUCACAAUCUCAGCCAGGUUCACGUAUCCGGAAACCUGAUAGCCCUCAACGGUCUUCAGAUCAGCGAGCAGCAUCUUUGCAAAAAGACUCUACUUCUAUCCGCGCGGCAACACCGCCGAGACAAAUAAAAGGUUCUGCAUCAAAGCCUGUCGGUCAGGAUGCGAAGAUGGCCUCCCUACCAGUUAGAUCGUCUGGUAGCUCUAGAAAUGCUCCAGAUACAACUCCCCCGUCAUCUCAUCAUCACACAUCCUCCAUCCAUCGGACACCCAAACACCACACCCCAAGGAAGCUUGAGUGGAAUAUCGACAAGGUUGAAGAAACUCUACGGAAUUUUUCAGAAGAGAUCGGUACAGACGGGGCUAAGCUCACUGCCCGCUUAAUUCACAUGGCCUGGAAGAAGGAAGCUCCUGUGCAACAGUUCACUAGUAAGAAAGAUUGGUUCGCCGAUAUGAAGCGGACCCCGGUCGAAGCCUCUAGCAAGUCAUCAGAUACGAUGAGAAUUAAAACAAAGCAAGUAGGCCAAGGUAGAUCCGGAAAGCAGGAAAAACGUGAACAUCAUCACGUCAUCUGCAUCAAGACUAACGUCGAUAUGGUCCCUUCCUACAGCUUCCAUCAUGUCGAAAUAAAGAAGAAUAUCCUCUCCCCCAAUACUAUGUUAACCUAUGUUCCUCAUCUGAGGGACCUCGCAGAUAAUGAGGAGGGUGUUUACCGCCGUUGGCUUGAAAACCUAGAGAACAUGGACAAGACUUCUGGGUUUGCUACGCUCAGCAGACAUCAAAAGGUGACCAAAACUAUUAAAAAGGAGCGUGCCACUACUCUACUUCUGUACCUUGAUUCGUGGCUAGACAGGCUUGCCAUUGAGAAUUGUACUAAGACUACACUCAUUCGGUAUAUGGUGAAUCAGGGCGAUAAUGUCACCCCUCAGCAGAAGUCGAGCAUUUUGAACUCAUAUACUGACGAGCCCGGAUCCCCACGAUCAGCUAAAGCAGUAAGGAUUUUUACAGAAGCAUUCGACCGAGUCUUCAACGAUCCAGCUCUGCGUGAACGAGCUGUACCUCUUCGCGACGUCCUCUUACUAGAUAAGUCGGUUGAUACCAUCGUCGAUUCUAAGAAAUGGAUGAAGGAAACUCCCAGCCAAUCUAAAGUCGCAGAAGAGCAGACGACAGUUGAAUCUUUCCUGGAGACAUAUGCACUACUCGGUUGCUUGGUAUGCACUAGUCAUUCAUGCGAGCAUGGAGAAUACGGCGUUGAUAAUGAGCGGAAACGCUUUUCUGUUGAGGUAGUCGGUGGUUUAUCGCCCAUGAUUCGGCAGCAGCUUACGCAGAAACCAAAAGAAAGGGGUGACGAUGGCCAUCCUACGCCUCGCAAGGCCAAAAAGCCUUGCGGUGAGGAUUGCUACUUGAAUGUACGACCGGGAACGCGAGCCAAAGCAUGGAACGACAACGAGAUAAUGCUCCUCAAAUCGUUCAUUUCAACAUUGAGCAAUACCAGCAUUCCUAUACAGUGUGCAACUGCUGUUGCUACUGGAAGACCUUGCUGGGAUGUGCAGCGCCAGCUCGAUAAAGUCGAACUGCCGAAGCCUACUACCGCCCCGUCCCCGGUACAGCCCAUUCAAGUUAAACCGUUGCCAUGGUAUGAUAGGAAAAAGAAGAUGCUCAUAGGAGACUGGCAAGAGCAUACCAACACUCACGAACAUCAGAGGAAGGACUUUUUCGAUCCAUGCAAUCACGAAGGACCAUGUACACACAAGAACUGUGGGUGUGUCCAGAACCACAUCAUGUGCGAACGCUUUUGUCGAUGCACGGCAUCAAUUUGUGCGAACAAGUUUACCGGCUGUGCCUGUCACUCUCACGGGAAGACAUGCAUCUCUAAGCAGAAAGACCGGCCAUGUAUCUGCGUACAGCUGAAUCGCGAAUGCGAUCCUGCCCUGUGUGGAAGCUGCGGUGCAUCCGAAAGGGCUCAUCCAGCGAACGCAGACAAUGAUGCCCUACAUGCCACAGGCUGUCAAAACUGCGCGCUGCAGCGAGGUAAGUCAAAGUCGCUUAUGCUUGGAAAAUCUAAGAUUGCCGGUUACGGGCUCUUUGCGACCGAGGAUAUCGCCCAGGACGAAUUUGUGAUCGAGUACGUUGGAGAACUUAUCAGUCAGGAUGAGGGUGUCCGUCGUGAAGCACGACGUGGAGAUGUGUUUGACGAAUCGUCUAAUUCAUCGUACCUCUUUACUCUAUUAGAGCAGGAGGGCAUUUGGGUAGAUGCCGCCAUAUACGGUAAUCUCAGCCGUUACAUUAAUCACCAGGAAACCAACUGCAAUGUUACACCCCGAAUUCUCUACGUAAACGGCGAAUAUCGCAUCAAAUUUACUUCCUUACGCGACAUUAAGGCUGGAGAGGAACUAUUCUUCCAUUACGGCGAGAAUUUCCCGAAUCUCACCAAGAAACUUUUGCAAGAAGAGAAGGCCGAGAAGAAGCGACGCAAAGCUAAAGAGCAAGCUCGAAAAACGGCGCAGGGUGGAGAAAAGGUGAGGAAGAAGCCCGGUCGCAAGCCGGGACGGAAGCCAGGACGAAAACCAGGUCGCAAACCGAAGAAGAAGACAUUCGCUACUGUGGAGUCGGAGCCGGAAGAUGACGACGACGUCCUCGAACCUUCAGAAGAACCGUUUCCCGAUAUUGAUAUCAAGCCGCGCAAGCGUAAGCGUGCUAUUCUUGACGACGAAGACUCGGAUGAGGGCGAGUACCGUCCUGGGUCUGAUUCUCAAGGUGGCGUAAUGGCUGACGCCGGCGACACAUCGCCAACUCGGAAACCGUCCCGGUUUAGAAAACGACUAGGAGCACCAAGAGCAAGGAAAGGCUUCCCAGCUACUUCGUCUAAGCGCCAAAAAGCAAAGGAGGCGUCGAACGACGACGACGACCCCGACAUCACACCGAAACGUCAGCGGAAGAAGCCGCGGCGGAUCCUUAACGAUGCCACACUCGACGAGAUCGACGAUGCCUUGGUGGUGGAGAGCAAACCUCCUGUAGUAACCACGCCUAAGAAGCGAGGUAGGAAGUCGAACAAGCAGAAGGAGCUAGAGGCCAGGCAACGCGCAGAACUCGAAGCACGCCAAGGGGACACGGUCGUCAUAGGAGGCGCACAGAUCGUCCCCCCUCCGGCUCUAGGCAGCGCCCCGGGGAGCGCCCAAGGCAGCAACCGUUACAAGCACACGGAAGCGCGGCUCGAGCUGGAAACGGACUCGGCGGCGGGCGAGGACACGCCGUCGCGCAUGCGCACACGCCGCCAGGCUAAAGACCAGGAGUCCAGCCCGCUCUCGACGCCCGACUCGCGGUUCGGAGACCCGGCGGCGGCGGCGGCCGACAUCUCUGACUCGGACGUGCGACCGAUCUCCAGGAGGGGACGCGCGAAGAAGGGCGCCAGCGGCGACGAUGAGUAUAACGGCAGCAGCUGGAACGAUAGCGACGGCGCCCGGCACCACGGCGGCGGUAUGAUAACCGACGAUGAUGACGAUAGCGAGGAGGAGGAUGAGGACGGCUUGCCGAUUGAUCGGUCGAGGAAUAGGAGGAAGCCCGCUCGGUACGAGGAUUAGUUGUUGGCUCACACUUCGAAGUUGGGGGCGUUCCGCUAGGUGGAUUCGAUCGAUUAAUUCCUUGCAUACACACCUGCCUACCACAGUACUUGAGAUAUCUGCUGCUAGUUAGGUACGUGGGUAGAUACCAGGUAGCCAGAUAUUGGGUUUUAGGGGUCCAGUGCUACAUUAAUUCAACAAUGUGUUUCUAUUACAACGACAAGGUUCAUAACUCUAGUCUACUAAGAGGGCAUUUGAGAUGUUAUAACUGUUUGUAAAGGAUCGAUGAGCACUUUUUUGUAGUCCCUUCGCAAUGAGGUAAAUCCCGCCGUUCCCUGUGCUGUGAAUAGAUAAGAUGUGGUAUAUAUAAACAGAAAAUUUGCGCCUCGCUCUCAUUAAACCCAAGAACUCAUUUCUUAAGUAAGUACCUAGGUAUUUAGCUUGAUUCGUCUCUCUAUCGACUAUGCUCCAAGAUGUAGGUAGUAUGCGAUGAAGAACCUGGGCGGGGGAAGGGGUUGUCUAUCGGUGAUUGGGUAGGUAUGUUUCGUAACUUGAGACCAGCAUCGACGGUAGUAACUACUACUGUAGGUACCUACUCAGACAUGAUAGCAAAGACACUUUGCUAUAAUUAGAUCCAAAGGUUUUCCAAUCCAUACUUAUAAAGGCUGUCUAAGACCUACCUUCGACAUGGCAAAGUGUAGGUACGCCGUACAGAAGAAACAGUUUCACUUCAGCAUAGUACUAUU
This is a messenger RNA of Annulohypoxylon truncatum, 4763 nucleotides long. RefSeq lists its product as uncharacterized. The coding region runs from base 373 to 4038 and encodes 1221 amino acids. Gene Ontology annotation, molecular function: histone methyltransferase activity; protein binding. The transcript is spliced from 3 exons. The record is from RefSeq and is a predicted model, not a curated record. NCBI's taxonomy places the organism in Eukaryota, Fungi, Ascomycota, Sordariomycetes, Xylariales, Hypoxylaceae. Gene Ontology annotation, biological process: chromatin remodeling.